AUUUAUUUUAUCAAUGACAAACUCCAAAGAAACAGACCCUGCCACUGAAUUGGCAUUGCAACUACUGAAUGCUUCCCUUGAUGACAAUUCCACAAUGGACAUGUUUGAAUGUCAAAAUGACUUGCCAAUAGAGCGCACUCUUAAAGAUCGAUGGCUACACUCUACACCCGAAGAUAUUGCUUAUUUCAAGGACCUUCUUGAAAAACGAAUGAAACAAGGGCGGGGAGAAACUCUCCUGGAGCUUGGUGUGGAGGAGGAUGGUGCUCCUAUGGGACUGACUCUCCAAGAAUAUGGUGUCUGUAAAGCAACCUUGGGAGUCAUAGUUAAGGAUCUCGAUGCCGCUUACUGCGAAUUGGAUGAAGACCCAGAGGCUCCGAAUGCAUGUAAUGGAGAAAUUACUCAUAUCAUGAUUCGAAAGAAACCUGCAUCAGUCGAAGACCUCCUAGAAAUUCGGAUAGCGGUUGUCGGAAAUGUGGAUGCUGGCAAGUCGACACUUUUGGGAGUGCUUACAAAAGGAUUACUGGAUGAUGGAAGAGGAAAAGCACGGUUAAACCUGUUCAGACACAAGCAUGAGAUCGACUCUGGCCGAACUUCUAGUGUGGGAGCUGAAAUAAUGGGAUUCGAUGCAAACUCUCAACCGAUUGUUCAACCUAACCAUGCGGGGCGGCGGUUAACAUGGGAAGAAGUCUGUCAGAGAUCAGCGAAAGUAUUGAGUUUUGUGGAUCUAGCUGGCCACGAAAAAUAUCUCAAGACAACCGUAUUUGGUAUGACAGGAAAUGCACCGGAAUUUGCAAUGCUCAUGGUUGGAGCAAACUCUGGCCUUGUUGGCAUGACCAAAGAACAUCUUGGAUUAGCUCUUUCAUUAACAAUUCCCGUAUUCGUUGUUAUUACAAAAAUUGAUCGAUGUCCUGAAAAUGUCUUACGGAGUACCGUCCAGGAUCUGGUUAAGAUCCUCAAAGGAAAAUCAUGUCGCAAGAUCCCUCUCUUUGUGGAAUCCAAAGAUGAUGUAGUAAUGACCGCACAACAUUUUGUUACUAAGCGUCUCUGCCCUGUCUUUAAGAUCAGCAAUGUGACGGGCGAAGGUCUUGAUCUUUUGCGCAGCUUUCUAAACAUAUUGCCGUCUUUUGCUCAUUAUGACACAGAACAGCCAUUCCAGGCCGAAAUUAAUGAGACCUAUUCAGUACCGUUUGUGGGCACAGUAGUCAGCUGUAUUGUUAUGAGUGGAGUGAUCCAUGUUGGUGAUAAAUUAUUAGUGGGUCCCAACUAUGCUGGCCAAUUUGUUCCGACUGUAAUAAAAGGAAUACAUCGUAAAAGAGUAUCUGUGCCGAUUGCCAAAGCAGGCCAGAGUGUAACAUUUGCACUUAAGCACGUACGGAGAAGUGGAUUACGAAAGGGUAUGGUGCUACUGACGCAUGAAAAGGAUCAACCAAUGCCGAAAGCAUCGAGACGCUUUGAGGCUGAGAUACUCAUCUUGUACCACUCAACUACCAUCAAACAACGUUACCAAGCUAUGGUUCACUGUGGAGCUGUACGACAGACAGCCAGUAUAGUAGCAAUGGAGCAGCAAGUGCUGCGGACAGGAGACCGUGCAACAGUGCAAUUUGAGUUUGUCAAGCACCCUGAGUACCUGACCAAGGGUGCACGCCUAAUAUUUCGCGAGGGGCGCACCAAGGGUGUUGGUCAAGUCACUCAAUUAUUGGAUUCGUAAACAAAUUAGUUUUAUUAUCAGAUGAAUGUUAUAAUACGAUAUACAUGUGCUUUAUAUAUGUAAAUACAUUAAUAUACUAUUAUUAUUAUCAUACUUUUUAAUAUAUAUAUAUAAUAUAUUCAUUGACAG
This is a messenger RNA of Phycomyces blakesleeanus NRRL 1555(-), 1837 nucleotides long. RefSeq lists its product as hypothetical. Gene Ontology annotation, molecular function: GTP binding; translation elongation factor activity; GTPase activity. Bases 14 to 1708 code for a protein of 564 amino acids. Gene Ontology annotation, biological process: translational elongation. The transcript is spliced from 11 exons. Lineage: Eukaryota; Fungi; Mucoromycota; Mucoromycetes; Mucorales; Phycomycetaceae. The record is from RefSeq and is a predicted model, not a curated record.